This is a messenger RNA of Meloidogyne enterolobii, 804 nucleotides long. NCBI's taxonomy places the organism in Eukaryota, Metazoa, Nematoda, Chromadorea, Rhabditida, Meloidogynidae. The record is from the annotation of a GenBank genome assembly.
GGAAUUCCACAUAUGGGGGCGGAUGUUUGUGGUUUUAACGACCCUUCAAACGAAGAACUUUGCCUUCGUUGGCAACAAUUGGGGGCAUUUCAUCCUUUCUUUAGAAAUCACAAUUCUGACGGUUUACCUCCACAGGACCCCUGCCAAUGGGUAUCUGUAGAAAUUGCAACACGCGUCUCUAAUUUAUUUCGUUAUCAACAUUUACCUUUCUUAUAUACAUUACAUUUUCAAGCUUCACUCAAAGGGGGCACAGUUAUUCGGCCACUUUUCUUUGAAUUUCCAAAUGAUUUUAAUACACACACUUUAAAUUAUCAAUUUUUGUGGGGAUCUUCUUUGAUGGUUAUUCCUGUUUUGGAUCCUGGGGUAGAUAAUGUCCGUGCCUAUUUUCCAAUUGAUUCUGUUUGGUAUUCAAUUAGCCAUGCAAACCAAUACGGAUCUGAAUAUUUUUCUGGUUAUUAUAAUUUAAAUGCACCUCGUGAUACUCCUUUACCUACAUUUUUAAGAGGUGGUUCAAUAAUUGUAAAACAAUGGCCAGAACUUACAACAAAAGAAUCUCGAGAAAAUCCUUUUCAAUUAACUGCUGCUUUGGACCCAAAAACUUUAACCGCCGAAGGUCAACUUUAUUGGGAUGAUGGAGAAUCAAUUAUUUCUGAUUUUGAUAGUCAUCAAUUUUAUCAUUUUGAAUUUACAAUUAAAAUUACAAGUGAACACAAAGGGAAUUUAACAAUUAUACGUAAACAUACUCCAAAUAAUGUAAAAGUUUUUUUUAAUAAAAAAAUUCUCCCUGAGAUCUCCUUAAUUUGA